UUUGAUAUUAAUUUUUCUAAUUUAUUAUUUAAUGACAAAUAAUAUUUCCUAAAUAAUUAUAACAAAAAUUAAGAAAAAUUUUAAUUUGAUUUUAUUGUAUGUUUAGACACAUAGGAAACAUUUUCAUCAGAUUGAAACUGAAUGAAAACGCAUAUAUCUUGUUUUAUUGUCAAUCAUUGAUAUCUAAUAUUUUAAUGCAUUUAAAUUAGCUCAUUUUUAAAAAAUAAUUUUAAAUAUAAGAUAAUAUUUGUAAUUGAUUAUUUAUAUAAUACAAUUAUAAUAAAUGUAUUAUAAUAAUUCAAAUAAAUUCAUUUUUACUUUAUUAUGAUAACAAUGAAUCAAAACGUCAUAUCCGGCGUAGAUGCCACAAUAAAAUUGAACAGAAUCAUGAUUGGUCCACAAUCAAGAUUAUCAAGAUCCAAGGCAAAGCAUGACAUAACAUCCUUUGGUUAUGUCAAAUGAGUUAUAUUAGUAUAAUUGCAUGUUCUCUUUUCAUUAUAAGUUAAAACAAGAUUUCUUCGAAUAGGCUAUAAAAAUAAUAUUCUUAAGUGAAAGAACUUAAUAAGAAUAUGAAUAAGUAAGCUUUGAACAUGGCGUUGAGAUCGAUCUGCCGGCUGUCAAUUGAUUCGACCUUCAGCCAUUUGAGCCAUUUGGGAGCCACCGCCCGGCCGAGACGAUCGUCUUUCGCAUUGCUCGUACGAAGUUUUGCCGUUAUUGCAGAAGAAAUGGGUUUGCCGCGAGUUUUCUUCGAUAUGACCGCGGAUACUAAGCCUGUGGGUCGUAUCGUAAUGGAGUUAAGGAGUGAUGUUGUUCCAAAAACUGCAGAAAAUUUCCGAGCCCUUUGUACUGGUGAGAAGGGUUUUGGUUAUAAAGGAAGCAGCUUCCAUAGAGUGAUCCCAAAUUUCAUGUGCCAAGGAGGUGAUUUUACCAACCAUAAUGGCACUGGUGGCAAAUCUAUUUAUGGUGUGAGAUUUGAUGAUGAGAAUUUCACAUUGAAACAUACCGAACCUGGUAUUCUUUCCAUGGCUAAUGCUGGUCCAAAUACUAAUGGUAGUCAGUUCUUCAUUACCAGUGCCAAAACAAGUUGGCUUGAUGGCAAACAUGUUGUAUUUGGAAAAGUUGUUGAAGGAAUGGAUGUUGUUAGAAAAGUAUGUUAUACAAAUAAUUAUAUUCUUAAUCUUUUGCCUUAUUUCAUACAAAUAUACAGAUAUUUAAAAAAUAUUUUAUCAUACGAUAAUUGAUAAUAUAUGAUAAUAGUUUAUAAAAUAUAAAUUAAAUUUUUAUUACUUCUAUUUUAAGAAUACUUUAAAAUAUAAAAUAUUUUAAUUUAUAAAUGAUUAAAUAAUUUAGUAUUAUCUUUUUUUUAAAAUAUAAUUUAAUAUUGUUUUUUUUUUGUUUUAGUUGGAGGCUAUGGGAUCUCAAAGUGGAAAAACUUCCAAAAAGAUUGUAAUAACUGACUGUGGAGAAAUGUAGAUUGUUCAAUUAGAUACUCUAAUGACUGCAUUUUUAUUUAGCUGUUGCAUACAACUGUUGCUAUCUUUAUUGUAUGAUUCAUUCAUUCUAAUCAUCGCCGCCAUUUUUCUUUAAUAUUAUGGAUUGAGUUUCAUAUAAAAGAAAAUACUGUAUAAUUUUUAAAUUAGAAUUAACAAAUCAGCUGCAUUGUACAAUCUUUCAUCAUAAAUAAUUGAAGUUGGAAUACGUAAUGAAAUAGAAUUUAUUAACAUGAAUUUUUGGUUUGUUUUUUUAUUGUAAAAAAUCGUUCAAUUUCUCAUUCAUCAUUACCUGCAAUAAGCAACAUAUUUCUUCUUCUAAUCAAAGUAAUAUAAAACAAAUGAACAAAAUUUAGAUCCAACAUUCUUCCAUGGAAUAUUUCUCCUUUAAUGAUAUUAAAUUAUAUAGCACACUAAAUGUGUAUAGAUGAAUCGUGCAUUUCAUAAAAUAAUUCUAUGUGUAUUCAUAUUUUAGUAUCUAAUCAGGAUAAAAUUCAUAAGCAAGAUCCAUAAUUAGUGUUACAUGAUUGCUGUACAAUGCAUUUAUCUGUGACGUUACGGAAUAUUUUAACUUUUCUAUUGUGCUUUUAUACUUAGACCCAUCAAAAUAAUGCUCAUGUUAUCUAGGGCAUUAUUCGUUUUUAUAUGUAUACACCAUUCCUUUUCUAAGCACACAAGAUAAUAGAGAUUUGAUUAGUGUAAACUGUAAUAUCAGAUAAUGCCUUUAGGUAAUUCCAUCUUAUUUUGAUGUAACACAAAUGUUGAAAGAUGUAGUUUCAACGGUCACAGUAAUUGGGAUUUCUAUAAAAUAAAAUUGUUUUCAGAACUAA
Apis cerana (Asiatic honeybee) is the source of this 2320-nucleotide messenger RNA. RefSeq names its product peptidyl-prolyl cis-trans isomerase. Gene Ontology annotation, cellular component: cytoplasm. Gene Ontology annotation, molecular function: cyclosporin A binding; peptidyl-prolyl cis-trans isomerase activity. The record is from RefSeq and is a predicted model, not a curated record. Gene Ontology annotation, biological process: protein peptidyl-prolyl isomerization; protein folding. NCBI's taxonomy places the organism in Eukaryota, Metazoa, Arthropoda, Insecta, Hymenoptera, Apidae.